UAUUGGUUUCGCCCAAUCUGGUAGGAGGCCUGAGGUUAACCCGCGAACGGAAGCAACGUAGGGUCAACAAUUGAGACGUUGUAGAGAUAUUUGGAGACCUCUUUGGUGUCUAUUCAAGUACGAAAUGACUCAGGGAAUAAGAGAGGAGAAUAUAGAGGUGACGUGACGCCAGGUGGACUGAAGAAACAUGUGCCAAAAACAGCUCAUCUUGCGCCUACUGUUGUGGGUGUCCGUGGCGUUAACAGGGAGGGCAGCGGGUGAUGGCAGUGGUGGGAGGAAGAUGGUGAUGGUGUUGGCUGUGGCGAGUUGGAUGGUGGGUGUGGUAGUGGGGAGGGAACCACUAACAUGCUGGGCGUGUUCUUCCAAGACCCACGGCUCCGACUGCUACGGCCUCGACCAUGAUAACUUCACAUUCCCUUCCUCACUUUCAAGGAACUGCACCCCGGACCAGACCUACUGCACGGUGCAGAGAAUCUGGUACGUGGUGGAGACAGGGGCGGAGGAGAUGGACUUUAGCGUUAAUCGGACGUGUGCCUCUGUGUGCAACCCCUCCUGCAUGGUGAUCGGUGACAGAACCAAGAUAUACUCGUGCACAUCUUGCUGCUCAGAGUCUUACUGCAACACAGGCAGUUCCGCAUCUUCCAGACACUCCGGCAGUACCCAGCUACUCUUGGCUGCCCUUCUUGCCGCCCUCACGCCCACACUAACCUCCGCCCUCAUACCUACAGUGACCUCCGCCCUUACGCCCACUUCAACCCCGACGGCGGCGCAGGUGAGCGGCCUGACUUCUCAGCCGGGUGGGCGUGGACGAUGUGACGCCCUGGUGCUUGGCUCCAUCCUCUUCAUCGUCGUGUUGGCUUCUUCCAGCGCUAGUCGCAACUUUUGAAAUCUCCAUAUUUUUACAAAACUACUUCUUUUUUACAAUAAUAUGGUAAUUUUUUUAUUGAAGUCAAUCACUGAUAACUAUUGCUGUUUCACUAUCAGUAUUAAGAAAUAUAUUUUAGUUGAAAUUCCAAAGAAACCAAUUAAAGAAUAUUUUGAAAUUAUAAGAAAAAGAUUGUUACUGGAUGAUGAUGCAUGUGAUAAUAGCGAAAGCAAAUAGUAAAUAGCUAAUUAGAUUUUGUCAAUGUACAAGGCCUUGCCUAGCCUAGUUUAUAGUUUCUGUUAAAUGGCUGCAGGUACAUUGGAUCUAGAGCGUUGACGCUACAUAUGGAAUGUAGCCUUAAAAUUCAACUCACCUGUUCUCCCACAAGGUGCAGGUGUCUUUGUGUCCAGAUUCCCUAUGAACUAUUAAUUACCCAAGUAGUCCUUACCUCAGACCCAAUAACUAGGUUAAUGGACGUUAUCUGCUAUGACAUGAUUUUCGCACAACUCAAAAUUUUAUUAAACAUGGCAGAUCAUCCCAGACUGCAGUGCUUUAUUUUCCUAUAAGAUGUCAUAGCAGGUUUGACCACUGAUCUCUGGAUUUGGCUCUGAAUCAGGCUUGUAUUUAAACAAUGUUAUAGGUAUUAUAUGUAUUAUAUGGGGUGCGUUGGCCGAAUGGAUACAGUGCUCGCUUCCUGUCCUUAGGGCCACUGGUCUGCACCCAGGGUAUCCCCCAGUUCACCCAGCUGUGAAUGGGUACCUAACUUUAUAGUUGGGGAAGUGAACUCAUUUGAGUGCAGUGCCGGUCACACUGUCUCCUCGUGUACCAAUAAAGGGCUUAGUAUACGGUGUGCUGUAUCCACACUCCCCCUUUUGGACCCAUCUUCACUUUCGUAGUAGGUAUUAUAUAAGUCAAACUAGGCACAAAGAUUGGGAUAAUUCUUCUGGUAGGAAUGCUUUUCCUAGUUAGAUCCCAUACAUAACUCGUGAAAAAUCCAUCUUUUUUUUCAAUAACAAAAUACGGUUAACUUGUUGUGGAGUAACCUCAGAAUCAUGAAUACACCUGUUAGGUUAACUGGAACUUUCAAAUGUUCACAAUCCAGUAAGAUGAGGUCUGAAGUUGUAUCAUUCUUUGAUUUUUGAAAAAAGUUUGUCUUUAUUUUUUUACCCAUUAUUAUUAUUAUUAUUAUUAUUAUUAUUAUUUUAUUUAUUUUUUAUUAUUUACCGAGAACUUUUAUCUAGGUUAUUUAUUUUAAUAAUAUAAAUUACUGACUUUAUUAGGAAAUUGCAAACGCUAUUAAGACUUUCAGGAAAUUUCUGAUAACUUACUAGACUGGACCACUAACUUUAUAACGGCAAACCUUAUUCUCUGGUCUCUUUAUGACGACAAAUUUUAUCAUUCAGCUUUAUUUCUAAUCACAAAUCUGCCAACAGUUUUUCUUUUUUAGAUUUUUUUUAUUAUGAUGUGUGCUGCAGGUGUUAACACUUACUUCUGACACACAUACAAGGUCGUCUCACAGUAUGACACCGUGGAUUAUUUGCUGAUUUUCAAACUUAGAUAUUUAUAAGUUUACAUCUAUGGUGUUGUUAAUGUUAUAUGAUAAUCAGACAGUUUGUUAACACUCUCGAAGUCCUUUGUGACCAUAAAAUUUGGAAGUAAAUAAUCCUGGUGCUCGGAUGAUUGAAUUAUUUUGAAGGUUAAACUAUGCUAAGUCGAGAUAUUAAGUAAACUAAAUUAAUUAACCAGGAAGCUUAAAUACUUUAAUAACGCAACUAACAGCACUAACACGAUUAUAAUUAAAUAAUCUGAACUUGGUAAUCUGAUAACUAGAUUAAAUAAUUAUAUUAAUUUCAAAAUCAGAAUAAUCUAAGUACUUAGUUAUUGUGCUAACCUGGAUUAUAUAAUAACCUAGCUAAUAAAUAAGUUGCUUCCCAAGAUUAGACUACAGUCAUCAGGUUGAUAGACAUAUCAUGGUGUAUCCAUAAUUCUACUCACUCGGUAGUGGAGUGGUUAGUAUUUAAAUAAUCCGCUAGCCUGAAUAAUCUAAUAGUGUAGCUAAUCAAUAAUUAGCUUCCCAAGAUUUAAAUAAUCAGGUUGAUAGACAUAUCAUGGUGUAUCAAUAAUUCUGUUCACUCGGUAGUAGAGUGGUUAGGCCCAGGUUCAAUCCCUGGUAACGCCAAUGUGGCUUCCUGUCACAGCUCUGUCUAACGGUUGAGCAGAAAAAACCUGACCCACUAAGUACCCCCACAGUACACCAAGCUGACAGACUUCCAGCCUAACAGGAGGAACCCUCCCCUCCAUGUGAGGAAGGUGUUACAUGAUAUAUAUCCAUAAUUCUAUGCACGGGAUGCGCGAGUUCAGAAACCCAGUGUUUGAGGUUACUGAGGUAAACUAUGCGUGUGGUGUGAUCUUGUUAGACGAUAACACAGAUAUCGUUAAUGGUCAUUGGUCGCGAGCGUAAGUUUCCUGGUACUUUCUCUGUUGGUUGGGCAUCUUGAUGCUUGUUGAUCAAGAAUUAUACCUGGAAGGUGCUUGAGUGAAAUGUUCACCAGAACUAUUAUGUUCCUGCAGCAGUUGUGUAGCGUAACCAUGAGGGCCCAGGAAGGUCAAUUACAACUGAUGAGAUAAUUAUGACAAGUGAUGGAUUUUAAAUAGUGAAAAGAAGGAUGAAUGAAACUGGGCAAGUUUAUGGGAAAAUAAUGUAAGGUAAAAGAUUUGUGUUUACACUGAUGCAUCUCGAGUUCUAGACAUUUUUUUUCAAGUAAACAUUAUAGGAAAACGAUGUGAACACACACAUACAGACACACAACUUAAAACUUAGAAAAUACGUGUUAAAGCUAGUUAUCCUGUUGAAGAUUGUAACGAUGAAAAUAUGUAUUCUUAUAAUCUAAUUAUACACUUAAAUUUGUACUGAAAAAAAAAAGAUUUAACACAGGAAGAGAGACUUUCAUAUAAUAUUAAAGUAAAGUUUGUUAAUGUUGUGUGCACUUAUAAAAGAGUGUCAGAGUGAGAGAGAGAGAGAGAGUAUUUCAGGAAAUAAUUGUCUUCAGUUGCAAGGAAAGAAAAUGUUAAACGGAUAGAAUAGAAAUACAGUAGAAAGUUUGCAAAGCGGUAGCAGGAGAGAGGAAAGGGCUUGUGUAAAUGGAUGGAAAGAAAUUAUGUUUAAAGCAGGUGUAUAGGAAGUGUUAAACAGGGUUAUAUAUAGGGAGACAGUUUAUAACGGGAUUUUAUAGGGAAAUAAAUGUGUAUAAAGGUCUUUUGAAGAAGAGCGGGGCAGAGGAAAGGGCUACAACACACAAGUUUGACUACUGUGAAGGUACAAGUGUAUGAGUACAAGACUACGGUGGUCAGCUACGCCUGAGACAGCAAUAAACACGUGUGUGCAGGUGUGGCAAGACGAGAAUAGUUCCGGUGCUUAAAGUUAUCCCUAAUUAUAUGAUUGUUAGUCUUGUAAGUAGUGUGUAAGUGUUUUACAUAUAUAUAUAUAUAUAUAUAUAUAUAUAUAUAUAUAUAUAUAUAUAUAUAUAUAUAUAUAUAUAUAUAUAUAUAUAUAUAUAUAUAUAUAUAUAUAUAUAUAUAUAUAUAUAUAUAUAUUAUAUGCGUAUUAUAUUCAUGUAUGAGAAAAACUAUUGUUGAAUUAUGUGAUGUUGAGGGAAGUAUAUAGCCUCACCAUUCGAUGUUGUGAAGGUUGGUGGCAAAUGAAUAAGUGAAAAUGAAAAAUAAAGCAUUUAUCUUUAUUAUUUUUAAGCCAGUUCCUCCCCUUUCUCGUCUUCCAGUCAUUAUCUUAGUUUAAGGCCAGUUUCCGGUUGUCCCAUAUUUGUCAUUUAAUCAUUAAUUUUAGGCCAGUUUUCCACUGGUCUGAUCUGCAUUACUGGGUCUUAGGUAGAUUUCUCCUCGUCUUUUCUUCAUGAGGCGGCGAAACACGGACACUUGUACCGGCAAGUUUCACUUUCGGCUACCACUAGCGCCUGUGGCUUAAGCAACAAUUUUCAAGAAGUGUGCUCACGGCGGGAGUACUAUUGUCGCUGGAACCGCAGUGGAGUGGCUGGAGCCAAACCAAAACAACAAAAAGAUGCCUUUGAAAACUUGGACGAUGAAUUCUUAGCUCUUACAAUUAUUGGUUUGUAUUAUGUUUAAUAUAAACGUGAGAAGAAAUGCUUGUGGAAUCGUUUCUGGCUAGCGAGAAGGGAGAAAGAUUGGUCUAAACUGCAGAGACUAAACUAACAGUUUCUAUAUUUUGGGGAUAAAUUUCCUACCUGUGUAUAUAAUUUAAAAUACCAUAUGAUUGUUUUGUAUUUUCAAUGUGGAGCUAAAGAUAAAUGCUAGUAUACGGUCAGGGAGGAGUGAACAAUUGAUUCAGAUUAAUUAUAUAAUUUUUUAUCUGUAUACAGUAUAUUAUAACUAGCUGGGCGAUAAUUGUUUAUUGCACAAUCUCUUUUUAACUUUUAAUAUUAUACAAUACCGGCUUUUUUUUUAUUCCGGAGAAUUGCCGGUACCUGCGAUUUUUAGACCAACAGGUCGGGCUGGAGAAAUCAGCCGGUAGCAGAUGAAACUCCAGCCACUCGUCCCUGAAAACUAGCCGCUAGUACUAACCGAAAGCGAAAAUUGCAGGUGUAAGUGCCCAUGUGACGCCUGCUAAGUCUUAGGUCAGUUUCCUUUCAUGUUAUGUUAUUUAUAUUAGUUUUAGAUCAGUUUCCCUUCUCCUGACUUGGAGUCAUAGAAUGUGCCAAACAAGUAACUCUAUAUGUAGACAAAUAAUUUUGAUUAAUCCUGUAUCGUACAAGUAAUUAUUUUAACAGUUUAAGCGUAUUGAAGGUCUAUAAUUAUAUUUUAUGAGGUGGUGUUAGGAUGAAGAAAAUACCGCCAUCGUGUGCAUCUCUGCCGUGCUGUAGUUCCCUGCUCGCCUGUACUGGAUGUCUUUCAUUAAACAUACUCGGCAGAGAA
This is a messenger RNA of Homarus americanus (American lobster), 5809 nucleotides long. RefSeq lists its product as uncharacterized. The transcript has 4 exons. The coding region runs from base 188 to 886 and encodes 232 amino acids. The record is from RefSeq and is a predicted model, not a curated record. Lineage: Eukaryota; Metazoa; Arthropoda; Malacostraca; Decapoda; Nephropidae.